Messenger RNA from Salvelinus namaycush (lake trout), 744 nucleotides. Its product is annotated as homeobox protein vent1-like. The record is from RefSeq and is a predicted model, not a curated record. Gene Ontology annotation, molecular function: DNA binding. The transcript is spliced from 3 exons. Lineage: Eukaryota; Metazoa; Chordata; Actinopteri; Salmoniformes; Salmonidae. Bases 1 to 744 code for a protein of 247 amino acids.
AUGGUCAAGGUCUUCUCUGUAGACUGGCUCGCACAGAGCAAUCACAACACCAACCCGAAAGAAGGACCUGUGGAUACUAUACCAACCUACUUCAGACCCCAUGUUCCUUGUAUGGUCCAGCCUCAACCGCCAACAUUUUAUAACAAGGUCUACCUCCAACCAAAACCAAAGACCACGAGGGUUGAACUCACGGAUUCCACUGAAGAACCCCAAAAUCUAGAAUCCAGGUUGAGCUCACCUCUGCAUCCGAUAACAUGCUCUUCCCCAAGUCUUUCAGAAAACAGCGGGUACACCUCGGGGUAUGACAGUGAGGCUGCCUCCUCGGAAUGUCCCUCUGUGGAAGAGGCGAGCGAGGGAGAGAGAGACGAGGGCCAACGACGUGUGCGUACUAGGUUCACACCGGAGCAGAUAGAAAAGCUGGAGAAGAUUUUCAACAAGCACAAAUAUCCAGAUGCUGGAGAAAGAGUCAAAACCGCACUGAAGUUGAACCUCUCUGAAACUCAGGUGAGAACUUGGUUUCAGAACAGGAGGAUGAAACUGAAAAGGGAGCUCCAAGACUUGCGCGCAGAGUACCCAGUUCAGUCUCAGAUGAUGUUCCAGCCCAUGCGACCAUUUCAGUACCACGGCUUCGGUGAACAGCAACUCUCCCCCGCUGCAAACCACGUGAUAUACCAGCCCAUGGUGCAACAGAUCCCCAUGGAACAGAUGGUUUCUCAUCAACACCCGUUCGCACAUUUCUACUAA